Molecule: messenger RNA, 2790 nt
Organism: Solea solea (common sole)
Lineage: Eukaryota; Metazoa; Chordata; Actinopteri; Pleuronectiformes; Soleidae
Gene: tmem187
Product: transmembrane protein 187
Exons: 1
Coding region: 729-1517 (262 amino acids)
Cellular component (GO): transport vesicle
Source: RefSeq, a predicted model, not a curated record
AGAAGAAUAAAGAAAAAGUUUCCAUGAUGACUGAGUUAGUCACUUGACUGUAUAAGAACAAAUCCUUUGACCAAUGAUUAAAGGCCCCUCCUGUUUUGGACAUUCAUCUGCAGUUGUUUUCAUGUGUGAAGAGAAUGUUAGUGUGGUGUUUGUUACACUGACGCAGGAACCAGAACUUGUACCUGAGGCCAAUUCACUUGCUCACAGCGGCAGGAGCAGCAGGAGCAGCAGGAGUCAAUGAUGACAGUGAAUUUAAAACGAUUGAGACACAUUUCGACUACAUUCGCUUAGGAAUGUGGUCGUUCUCGGAUCGCAGCACCGGAUUGGAGUUGAGGACCUACCAGCCCCAGUGGAUCAGACCCAGACUAGGACACAUCACAUGCCAGAGCUGCCGCAGGUCCAUGACGGAGGACUGAACACAGAACCUCGUCUGUAAAUUAGGCAAAACAAUUAUUAACCAAGUAAUAAUUCUCCACUAAAUUAAUCAUCAUCUGUUUAAAUAAUCAGUUUGUUUCCAAAAGGGAUAAAACAAGUCUUUUUUUGGAGUGAGAAGCAAUUAUAUCAUUUGUAUUUCUGUGAAACAGUUUUGCUUUUAUGAGGUAGGUGGGCGGGGCGAGCAACAAGGACGACAAAACCAAACACGCCCCUGCGAACCACGUGAUCUUGAAGUCCGGAACUUUUGACGCCUGAAGGUAAACAGAGCGGCGGCAGCAGCAGCGGCAGCAGGGAUGAAGUGGGCUCUGCUCCACGUGUCGCUGGCCUUCCUGUUGUGCGUGGCCGUGGCAAACACCAGCCUGUUCCACGGAGUCGCAGUGGACUUGUCCUUUGAUCACUAUGCGGAGCCGCGGGUGGAGGGCGUGCCCUUCUUCCUGUCGAUGCCCUGUAACUGCCUGGUGAACGUGGCUUACGUUAUCAUGGGACUCUACUGGCUGCUGCAGCGGCGCGGAGGCGGCGCGGAAACGCGGCAGAGCCGCUACCUGAGACAGGUGUUUGCGCUGAUGGCGGUCUUUUACGCACCCGUGCAGUGGACGCGCUUGGCGGUACUGAGGCGCGCUCCCGCCGUGCUCGACCAGUUGUUCACGCUGCCCAUCUUCACGUGGGUUCUGGUCUGGAUCGGCUUCAUCGAGCGCGGGCCGGCGAAGUGGCGCGCGUCGCACGCGGCAGCGGUGGAGGCGUGUUCUCUGCUCAGCUACGGCCUCGCGCUGGUGCACGAGCGCGGCUUCGAGGUGGCGCUGGGCUGUCACGUGGUCCUCGCGGUGUACCGGGGAGUACGCGUGCAGCUGGCGCGCGGAGACAGUGUCUCGCGGCUGCACCUGUUGCUGGCUGUGCUGAGCUGCGUGGGUUUCGUGGUGUUGAAGCUGCUGGAUCACUGGCUCGCUCGGUACAGACUGUUCCAGCGCUUCACUGGACACUUCUGGUCCAAAGUGUGUGACGUACUGCAGUUUCACUUCAGCUUCUGCUUCCUGACGUCACUGACGCAAAGAGCGCAGGAGAAGAGUUCCUCACAGCGGCAGUGAGAGGACAACGUCAUGUCCCGGUUUCUGGUGCCGUUCCAUUUACAUCAGAAGGCCAACGUUGGAAUUGGGAGUGACGUCAUCUCUGGGUUAAAGCAUUCCAUUAAAGAUGUGGGAAAAAAAAUAUACAUAGGCAAAUAUGACGAAACCGUUUUAACGUUUAGUCUCUACAGAGUAUUCACUACCGAUAUCUGCAAUGUCAUUUUUACUAGUCAAAAUAUCGGUAAUUUAGUUUUUACUAAUCACAAUAUUUGUAAUUCGUAAAAAAAAAGAAACAUUAAUAAUUGCUGCAUCUUUAUUCAAAAACUGAUGUAGUGAGAAGUAACACCAAGGUAGGCCUGGCUACACUUGUCCAAACAUCCAUGGUGAGAGCAAGUUUGUUGUUGUUGUUGUUGUUGUUUAAAGCAGUCUUCACUUCAUUGAAUGUCUGUCCAUAAGCUUCCUCGAGGGAAGAGUGUGACCAGGAUUCAAGGUGUGAAACAUCGUCUCGAAGCCGUCAUCUUCGACCAUUGACAGAGGCCUCAUGUCAGUGACUAGCAUGUUAAGGAUGCUUUGGGUCAAGACAGAUGCUUGCUGUGGUGUACAUGAUGGUGUUCCAAUCAGGAAGCCACUCUUUUCUGCAAUGACAAAGAUAUUAAAAAUAUGAAUAUAUUAGUAUGUAAAACGGCACGAGUUACAUAAACUUAAUAUGCCUCGUUUUAGUUAUGAAUGAUGUUGAUUUUGACCCUGUCUGACUACAAUCUCACCUGCUUACUACAGAAAAUUUACACUUGAAGCUUAAUCAUUACAUUAUUAAUCAAUCCUAAAUCGAGGAUAAUUAAAGAUAUCUUGAACUUGAAUUAUGAUGAUGGUCAGAAAUAAGUUAUACUAUGUAUUAUAUCUGAAACUGGAAUUAGAGAUAUCUGAUAUAAACAGCUGUGCCACGACGCAAUCGUAUCUGUUAGCAAUACCACAAGUCAGAAUUUCUUAGUCUUCCAGUUGGAUUUCCAGGAUUCCAAGAUGGCUGCCACUUGUACAAACACAGUCUGAAACAUAGUAGUGUUCAGUUUUUGUUUGUUUCGUUGUUAUCGACUGUAUUUCUAACAAUGACUAACCCGAGAUACUUUUGUGUCGAUUAUUUUUUUCAACUGGAACACGGUCGAUGUGGAGGUGACGUCACGCCCAGUUCUGACUUCAGAUUUAAAUCAAAUGCACCAUCACAAAAUGGGCGGAUAUUUUUCUACAUGUGUAAAGUCUGGCUACUUUUAAAUAAAAACAUAUAUUCAUAUUCCUUCAA